AGUCGCAGCCAGGCGCGCUUGCGUCCAUCGGGAGUAGCGCGGGCCCCUGCUGCUAUGCAGAUGGCAGCGGGUCCAAAAGUUCGAGACAAGUCACCAUCAACCUCCCCUCUGGCCUCUCUGGCUUCUGCAUAUCUUUCCUGACCGCCCAGCCCGCUACUUCUCUGCACUCUGCACAUCUUCGGGCACAUCUCCCUCCCCAACUGCCGCCCAUCAUGGCGUCCUUCUUCUCCAGCGUACGUCAAGGACUGGCUGGCCGUUCAAACAAGAGCAACAACCAGCAACAGCAACAACAACAACAGCAACAGGGGGGCAAGACUGGCACUCCCUCGCCCACUGCUCAAUACUCUGCAUCUCCCACUUUCCAGCAGCCUUCCAGUGUCCCUCCCAUGCCCCAUUCGCCUGCACAGUCUUCUGCAAUGUCGUAUGAAGGUCCGUCGGAAGGUUCCGCCCAAUCUGGCUCGCGCAGACCGCCUUUCUUCUUCCGCGAGGAGUACUCCAACUUGAUCGUCAAGGGCAACUUUAUGACUCUGGCUGCCAAACCAAAGCUUGUUGAAGAGGGAGAAUGGCUUGCACAUCAAGUCGUUGAGCAGUACCGCCUACUCGAGCAAAUGAUCGAUGUCAUCAAGGUAAUAGACGACCGAACAGGCAAGCCCAUCUGCAACCCAGACGUCUGCCCAACCAUGUCCGCCAGCGGCCACACCUACACCUGGCUAGACAACCAAAAGAAGCCCAUCAAAAUCCCCGCCAUCCAAUACAUCAACCUCGUGCAAAAAUGGAUCGUCGGCAAGAUCAACGACUCAACCCUCUUCCCCACAGACACCACCUCCGUCACAAUGGCCGCCCCAACCUACGCCUCAGGCUCCCUCGGCACCGCAAACGCCGCGCCCCAACCCCUCGGCCCCACCAGCCUCGACGCGCCCCUCUCCCAGCUCGCCGGCCGCGAAUGGAUGGGCAAAUCCUCGGGCUUCCCAGAGUCCUUCGAGAGCGACCUCAAGAGCAUCUACCGCCAGAUGAUGCGCUGCUACGCACACAUCUACCACGGCCACUGGCUCGACCCCUUCUGGAACGUCAGCGCUUACAAGGAACUCAACACCUGCUUUAUUCACUUUGUUAACGUCGGCUUGCUGUUCAAGUUGAUUGGUGACAAGGAGAUUGAGCCCAUGCAGCCUUUGGUCGAUCUUUGGGCGGAGAAGGGUCUGCUUCCCCCGGCUGUCAAGGAGGUCGUGCCCCCGAGGAGCUCCGGUGGUCCUCCCGCGACGGCCUCUUGAUGUGCGUGUCUUGACAAGGACACCGCUUGGACUCGCUGUUUGAUAUGGCAGAGUGGUGUGUCGGACUUCAUAGGGUGCAUCUAUCUCGCCAUGUCUUUUUUUUUCAUUACAUGGUAUAACGGAGUACAUGGGAUUGGGCGUUCAAGGGCUCAGAUAAGGAAUGAAACUAUCUUGCAUGGAACAAUAGAUACCUAACGCUUUGACGAAAACCGACCCUAAAGUUAUCGAUUUUCGCCU
Messenger RNA from Dothidotthia symphoricarpi CBS 119687, 1505 nucleotides. RefSeq names its product protein kinase-like protein activator. Gene Ontology annotation, molecular function: protein kinase activator activity. Gene Ontology annotation, biological process: signal transduction; positive regulation of protein phosphorylation; cell division. The transcript is spliced from 4 exons. NCBI's taxonomy places the organism in Eukaryota, Fungi, Ascomycota, Dothideomycetes, Pleosporales, Dothidotthiaceae. The record is from RefSeq and is a predicted model, not a curated record. The coding region runs from base 213 to 1268 and encodes 351 amino acids. Gene Ontology annotation, cellular component: nucleus; cytoplasm.